Molecule: messenger RNA, 141 nt
Organism: Cyphellophora attinorum
Lineage: Eukaryota; Fungi; Ascomycota; Eurotiomycetes; Chaetothyriales; Cyphellophoraceae
Exons: 2
Coding region: 1-141 (46 amino acids)
Source: RefSeq, a predicted model, not a curated record
AUGUCCAGAGAAAUCCCAACAGUGUCAAUAUGCUUCCGUGUCAUCGAGAGCGUCGAGAUCAUGACUGGAUAUGGCUUUGAGCGAGGCUGGGACUUCCAAUGGACAAAGACGGACAAGUGCCCCGUGGUGGCCAAAACAUAA